Molecule: messenger RNA, 879 nt
Organism: Vicia villosa (hairy vetch)
Lineage: Eukaryota; Viridiplantae; Streptophyta; Magnoliopsida; Fabales; Fabaceae
Product: mavicyanin-like
Exons: 2
Coding region: 90-671 (193 amino acids)
Cellular component (GO): plasma membrane
Molecular function (GO): electron transfer activity
Source: RefSeq, a predicted model, not a curated record
AGCAGCAUCAAGCUUUGUAAUAAAAACACAAAUACACAAAUAAAUAAACAGGGGCGACUUGAAAACACAUAUUGAUUAGACAAAAAAGAAUGUCUCAUUUAAAGAAUAUGUCAAUUAUUUUAGUAAUUGCUUUUGUUGCAACAAUAGUAGAAAGAACAGAUGCAGUAGAUCAUACUGUUGGAGACACAACAGGCUGGACAAAUAGUGCUGGCGCUAAGUUUUACUCCGACUGGGCAUCCAAUAACACAUUCAAACAAAACGAUGUUCUCGUUUUCAAUUUCGUUGCGGGUGGCCACAGUGUUGCUGAAAUUAACAAGGCAGACUUUGACAAUUGCAAUGUGAAUUCAACUACAAAUGCCAUAACAACAACACCAGCAAGAUUCACCCUUAACAGAACUGGUGAUUUCUAUUUUACAUGUACUUUCCCAACCCAUUGUCAAACUGGCGGCCAAAAACUAACCGUUAAAGUCCCAGCAUCUUCUUCAUCUACUCCUCCUUCUGCUACUCCCCCUUCAUCUGGAACCACUCCAACUUCCCCUACCAGCGGAGGAACACCAUCCCCUUCCUCUCCAACUCAGCCUGGCGCAACUCCUCCAUCACCUGGUUCAGCCACUGCUCUCGUUGCUACUUUCCCUACUCUGAUUGCUCUUGUCAUAAACUUGUUGCUUUAGACUUUUUUUUUUUGGAAUGGUUGCUUUUUGUGGUAAAGUUAUUUACAGGUAUAAAUGUUUAUUUCUAUUUUUGGGUGUAAUGUUCUAUACUUAAGUUUUUUAGGUUUCCUUGUUAUUUUUGGUUUUGUAUCGGAAUCAAUAAAUUUGCUUUUUGAUUGUUUUGGAUUUGAAUACGGCUUAAGCAAUACAAACUAUUGUAGACUAUCCA